Molecule: messenger RNA, 780 nt
Organism: Melospiza melodia melodia
Lineage: Eukaryota; Metazoa; Chordata; Aves; Passeriformes; Passerellidae
Product: E3 ubiquitin-protein ligase HUWE1-like
Source: RefSeq, a predicted model, not a curated record
CCGCUCUCCCGUUGCCGCUCUCGCUUCUCUCUCUUUCUCUCUCCGCGCACCUCUCGCGAGGCUUCGGGGCCGCGCUGCCGCCAGCGCCUCGCGAGAUCUCGCUCUCAUCAGCGUGCCGCAGCUCCCGGCUCCCUCCCCCUCGCAUCGACCGGGCCGGGCCGAGGAUGGACUGGGAGUGAUUCCCGGCGGAGCACGAGGACCGGAACCCCCAAAAUGAAAGUGGAUCGGACGAAACUGAAGAAAACCCCCACGGAGGCGCCCGCCGACUGCCGGGCCCUCAUCGAGAAGCUGAAGAGCUGCAGCGAUGAACAGCUGGUGACAGAACUGCAGCAGAUCAAGACAUGGAACAUUGGCAAGUGCGAGCUGUACCACUGGGUGGACCUGCUGGACCGCUUCGACGCGCUGCUGGCCGAGGCGGGCCGGCCGGUGGAGGCCAUGAGCUGGAUGCUGGCCUGCGACCGGCCCGAGCGCCAGCCCCUCACCCUGCUGCUGGCCCUGCUCAACUUCACCGCCCUGCUCAUCGAGUACAGCUUCUCCCGCCACCUCUACAGCUCCAUCGAGCACCUGACCACGCUGCUGGCCUCCUCGGACAUGCACGUGGUGCUGGCCGUGCUCAACCUGCUCUACGUGUUCAGCAAACGCUCCAACUACAUCACCCGCCUGGGCUCCGAGCGCCGCGGGCCCCUGCUGGCCCGCCUGCAGCACUUGGCUGAGAGCUGGGGUGGAAAGGAGAAUGGAUUUGUGGCUGAGUGCUGCAGGGACCUGCACAUGAUGAGCUGA